Molecule: messenger RNA, 2685 nt
Organism: Daldinia caldariorum
Lineage: Eukaryota; Fungi; Ascomycota; Sordariomycetes; Xylariales; Hypoxylaceae
Product: Zn-dependent exopeptidase
Exons: 2
Coding region: 1-2685 (894 amino acids)
Molecular function (GO): carboxypeptidase activity
Source: RefSeq, a predicted model, not a curated record
AUGCCUUCCGAAAAGUCUCAGUAUAUACCACCACCACCUAUACCCACCUACGAUGAAGCGACCGGUGGUAACAACCCUGGAUCUUCUCGACCAAACUGGCCCCCGCCUUCUUCGCCUAUAGAUACAAGGCCCGAUCACGAGACGGAAGCGCAGUCCCUACUUUCGCGUCCUAGGCAGACCGACUCGUCGAGGCGUGCGCCCCAGGGAUACCAACCUCCAUAUGUGGAAUCCGACGACGAAGGAUCGCAAUGGACCCUCGAUGAUGACGAAAGCGAUGGGGAGGAUGCGCAGGUUCGGCGCGAAAUGCAGGAGCUGGAAAUUGAGGACCCCUUAAACGAUUCAAGCUCGAGAUCGUCUUCUUCAUCGUGGAGGAAACGGAUAGCUUCUUCUUUACCGCAGUGGAAAUGGCGAUGGCGGCUCCCCAGGUUUACUGUUCGAUUACCUCGACAGAGCGAUGCUGCAAAUAAUCCCGAUACCGAAUCCGGCGAGACGAGGAGAAGGUUUAGGAUGCCGAAUAUUAACAGCGCCGCCAUUAUACUUUUGAUCGGUAGGUUGCUUGCGCUUUUCCUCGUCCUAGGUUUCCUAUACCUCCUAUUCGUAAGCGACAUCUUUACAAACAUGACGAGGCGUAUCGGCGGCCACAUGUUCGAUCCCGAAGCUGUGCGUCAAUAUGUACAGGCCGAAGUCAAUUCGGACAUGUUGAGGAAUAGGUUAAGGCACUUCACGGGAUAUGCGCACAUCGCGGGGACCGAGGGUGACUACGCGCUCGCGAUGGACGUGCGGAAUGAUUUCAUAAAAUUCGGCUUGGAGGACGUUACGGUAGACGAUUACUACGUAUAUCUGAAUUACCCCAAGGCCGACGGUAGAGCUGUUGAGAUUAUGUCCGAAGAUGGGAAGCACGCUAAGUGGAAAGCCGCUCUCGAAGAGAAAGAGCUCGGUGAAAGGACGGCGGGCCGCCAGACGUUUGUGUUUCAUGGUCAUUCUAAAUCAGGCGACGUGAGGGGCCCGUUAAUAUACGCCAACUACGGGUCGAGAGAGGAUUUCAAGAGGCUUGCCGAUAAGGGUAUUGAUACCAAGGGCGCGAUCGCGCUCGUUCGCUAUUAUGGUACCCAGACUGAUCGGGCUUUGAAGGUUAAGGCCGCCGAGCUGGCCGGGUUUGCCGGAUGCAUCAUAUAUAGUGAUCCGGCGGAUGAUGGUUUCUUGAAAGGGGAGCCGGCACCUCUUGGACGAUAUAUGCCCAAUGAUGGUGUUCAACGAGGAGCGGUCAGCCUGAUGAGCUGGGUAGUCGGAGACGUACUCACGCCUGGCUGGGGAAGCAAGAAGGGUCAACCGCGCAUGACGACGGAUCAGACGGCUGGCCUCGUUAAGAUCCCGAGUCUUCCCCUCGCCUGGCGUGAUGCCCAGGUGCUUUUGAAGCAUAUCCAAGGCUUCGGUGAACGAUGUCCGGAAGACUGGCAGGGUGGCGUACCUGAAGUCGAGUGGUGGACAGGGAAUUCUUCGUCGCCAAUUGUGCGGCUGAAGAAUGAACAAGACGAGGUGGAACGACAGGAGAUCUGGAACGUCUACGGUAAAAUUAUUGGUGUCGAACAGAAUGAAAAAUCCAUCAUCAUCGGUAAUCAUCGUGAUUCCUGGGCCUUUGGCGCAACUGAUCCAAAUUCGGGUACGGCUGUCAUGCUGGAGGUGGCGCGCAUCUUUGGCGAUCUUCUAGCUAGGGGCUGGCGGCCUCUUCGGACGAUUGAGUUCAUGAGUUGGGAUGCCGAGGAGUACAACCUGAUUGGAAGUACCGAGUUCGUUGAACAGAACCUUGAGACUCUCCAAAAGAACGCUUUCGCAUAUAUCAACCUCGAUACUGCUAUUUCGGGCCAGGAAUUCCACGCUGCCGCAUCCCCGGUGUUCCGCAAAGUUGUCUACAAGGUAAUUGAUAGAGUUUUCGACCCUGUUCUGAAUGCUACACUUCGCACGCUGUGGGAUGAACGUAACGGGGAGCUCGAAAGCCUUGGUGCCGGUAGCGACUAUGUGGCGUUCCAGGAUAUAGCAGGUACCAGCUCUAUCGACAUUCGAUUCGGCGGGGCUGCUCAUCCUUACCAUUCUUCAUACGAUAACUUCGACUGGAUGGACCGUGUUGGGGACCAAGGCUUCAUAUACCACAACCUACUUAGCCAAGUUCUUGGGCUUCUCAUUCUAGAGCUGUCUGACAAGCCGAUAUUACCUUUUGAUAUGGGCAAUUACGCCCUCGCUCUGGGCCGAUAUCUGGGAGACCUGUGGCAAUGGGCCGAGGAUAAAGGUCUUAACAAGCACUUCAAUCUAGAGCCUAUCAAGAAUGCGAUUCAGGAGGUUGAAAAGGCUGUUUUCGAAUUUGAGAAGUGGGAAACGGACUGGCAGCAAAGCGUCGUAUCGUCAAACGGCUGGGAGCCGGUAGGCCUAGGUCAACGGAGAGGUGACUACAAUAGCCGCAUGGCGAAUUUCGAGACCGGACUUCUAGAUUUGGAGCUCGGUGGCGGGAUUCCGAACCGAACACAGUUCAAACAUGUCAUCUUCGGCCCGCAGCUGUGGUCCGGGUACGACGAGGCCUACUUCCCAGCUAUACGAGAUGCUGUCAACGCAGAAGAUUGGCCGUUAGUCCAGAAGAUUAUCGACAAAACUGCGCGGAUCAUCACAGAUGCUGCUAAGGCGCUGAUAGAAUAA